AUGGGUGUCGCCUCUGCCCUUGUCUUUGCCAAUCUUGGUGCUGCAUACGGUACAGCCAAGUCUGGAGUAGGUAUUGCUUCCAUGGGUGUAAUGCGUCCAGAGCUAGCGAUGCGGAACAUCAUUCCCGUGGUCAUGGCUGGUGUGUUGGGCAUCUACGGUUUGAUCGUCGCGGUGAUCAUUCAGGGCUCAAUCGAUCCUCCGAACGGCAAUUCGCCCAAGUACGGCUCUUACUCUGGCUUUGCGCACUUGGCUGCGGGUCUGUGCUGUGGUUUGAGUGGUCUAGCAGCUGGUAUGGCUAUUGGAGUGGUGGGCGAUGCGGGUGUACGAGCCGUGGGGCAACAGGAGAAGCUGUUUGUGAACAUGAUCUUGAUUCUGAUUUUUGCAGAAGCUCUCGGUCUGUACGGCUUGAUUGUGGCGCUCAUUCUGUCGCAAAAGAAGAGCGACUGCCCGACGGAGUAA
This is a messenger RNA of Peronospora belbahrii, 459 nucleotides long. The record is from the annotation of a GenBank genome assembly. Lineage: Eukaryota; Oomycota; Peronosporomycetes; Peronosporales; Peronosporaceae.